This is a messenger RNA of Prorocentrum cordatum, 723 nucleotides long. The record is from the annotation of a GenBank genome assembly. Lineage: Eukaryota; Dinophyceae; Prorocentrales; Prorocentraceae.
AUGCCGCACCCGCACGAGAUGCGGCGGCAGGAGGCCGUGGAGGCGCUGGCGUUCGAUUUCGCGCGCGCCGGCCGCCCGCGCUUCCAGACCAACAAGAUCUGCGACAAUUGCGGGACGCGGAUUUACGAGCGGGUCUAUUUCCACUGCUCGGAGGGGUGCGACAUAGACUUCUGCCAGGAUUGCCACCAGAAGUCCCAGGAGGUGCUGGACGCAUGCCUCUCCCGCUCUGGCGACCCAGACCGCGAGAGCAUGCACGCGCGGCUUUGGUGGGUGAUAGACACGGUGGAGCGCAUCGGCGGCUUCGUGCUCCACACGUCGGCGGCCGCGCGCGGCGCGCUGGCGCGCGAGCUGGCCUUCGAGUGGUCCACGGAGAUGUUCGAGCAGCUGGUGCAGGCCGCGGUGGACGUGGUGAACGCCAAGGUGGUGCACGUGCAGGACGUGAAGGACGGGGACAUAAAGUCCGACGAGCGUUUCUGGCACGCCGUGGGCUGGCUGCAGUUCUUGUACUCGGCGAACUCGCUGCCCUGUGAGACCCACAAGCUCGACGAGCAGGGCACCCGCGGUCCCAAGGUGGAGUACGAGCGCUUCAUCUUGGAGGGCAUAAACAAGUGUGAGCCGAUCUCCGAGUUCAAGCGGUGGCAGCAUCACCAGAGCGCGAAAGUCCCAGGAACGUGCUCGCCGUGGAGCGCUUCCGGCCCGAGGGCCACUUCUGCUCUUUCCUGA